Dendrobium catenatum is the source of this 780-nucleotide messenger RNA. RefSeq lists its product as uncharacterized. The transcript has 2 exons. The coding region runs from base 67 to 384 and encodes 105 amino acids. NCBI's taxonomy places the organism in Eukaryota, Viridiplantae, Streptophyta, Magnoliopsida, Asparagales, Orchidaceae. The record is from RefSeq and is a predicted model, not a curated record.
UAUGAGCGAGAGCGACUGGCCGGCGGGAACGCGGUUCUUGGCGCCGAGGAUGUUGCCGGCGUUUAGAUGCACGAUUUCUUGGAACCUGCCGUGCACGUGAUAGUUGCUCUUGUUUUCUUGCUUUCCAACAGUAAUGUGCUCAUCUUCUUCGUCACGUUUCUUUUUCACAUCUACCAUUUUCAUUCUGCCACUUUCACUUUCUCUUUGAAACACCAUGAAUUCCGUUAUGGCCGACUAAAUCGUCUCUUUCAGUCUGCAAUGGUGAUCGUCGGUACUUUGCUUUUGCUUCGUUUUUGUGGUUUCCGGGUCUUCCAGCUGGAUCGGUCGCUGAUGCUCGAUUAUGCAUGCUUCUUACUUUUUGAUCUAUUUCGGUAUGCUGUUUAAGCUAUAGUUUUCUUGGAGAUGAGGGAUCCGCGUUUAGCGGGUGGGUAUCAGCCUAACUGGCAAGAGACUUGAUUGUAGGGUUUAAUUGAUUUUGGAGAAGUCUAGGGAGCUUAGUUGCACUUUCUCCUUGUGCUUUAUAGGAGAUUAAACGCGAUUUAAUUCACAUAGCCAAUGGUGGUUUUCCUUAAAAAAUUGUCUCUGAUGUAAGAUUUAUAUUGAAACCUCCUUGUUUUUUAGUUGCAAUAAGAUCCUAUUAUUGAAUAAGAUCUCUGUCCUGGCAGUUACCCAAGCUUGAAGUUUUUUUUUAAAGAUUUAUUUGCCUUUUAUGCCCAAUACUUAACCUUGUUCUUAUAUAUGGUGUUUCAAUAUGUAGAUAUAUCCCUGUUUUCUUUUUCU